AUGACGACAUUCCAUCUUGAGAACGAUAAUGCUGUUGGCGGCCAAGAAAAAUUCGUCGCUUCUGGAUUACCAACUCCAUCAACCCAGGUCUCGCCUCAGAUUCGUGGCAGCGUCCCCGUGGACACCGCCAAUGAGACCCAAGCAACUCCGAACCCGACAGCAUCCGAGCCAAUGCUCAGCGCCGUGGUAUAUGAAGGCUACCAAUUCUUCAAAGCAGACCCGACGACGGGGCAAAAGGCAACAUGGAAUCGGGUGGAGCGCACCCAGAUGCACCUCUCGCAGGGCGAGUUCUACAAGAUGGUCCAAAAACGGGCGAACAAGGUCUCAGCUGUACAGCAGUAUCAAAACCUGUCCGACACCCGCCGUGCUCAUGUGAACCAGUUGAUCCAUGAGCAGCGGCGGAAUGACCCCUCGGUGGAAUGGAGCUGUGUCUAUGCAAAGGAACGCGACAGACCAUCGAAGGCCCGCAACGCCCAUCGGGAUGAUUAUGAGACCGUCUCGAUGGACAUCAUCUUAAUGAAACGACCCAUAAAAACCAAGUCAUAUCCAAGGACACCUAUGGGAGAUCUGGUGGAACUUGAUAUGCCCUUCCGGAAUGAUCAUAAUAGCACAUCAGCAAUGAUGAUGCCACCGGGGAAUCCGGCAACAAAGCCAUUCAUGCCGGGUCAAGUGAUUGGCCCCGGCUAUGUGGUUCAGGGUCCCCUCCCACGACCGGUGUCAGUAACGUCGCCUUUUACCAGACUUGACCUGGGGCAUCCUGCCGCGGAAGAUCAAUUUAUAGGCAUGGGUGGGCACACGGCACUUGAAAAAAAUAUGGAGCACGAUGCGGGUUGGUCUUCUGAAGAAGUCGAUAGCGAGGACGACGACGAGUCCAUGAUAUUUGACCAAUCCCCAUCUAGGAUGAGCUCUGAAACAGCGCAUCCUGACAAUAUGGAUUCAAACACCACAACCAUCUGCACAAUCCACUCCGCGGCAACGCUCGUGUAG
Penicillium argentinense is the source of this 987-nucleotide messenger RNA. RefSeq lists its product as uncharacterized. The transcript is spliced from 3 exons. The coding region runs from base 1 to 987 and encodes 328 amino acids. Lineage: Eukaryota; Fungi; Ascomycota; Eurotiomycetes; Eurotiales; Aspergillaceae. The record is from RefSeq and is a predicted model, not a curated record.